UGUCCUGAGGAGGAUUUGGGAAUCUCCGUGACGAGUUGACCUUCAAUUAAAAUAAAACAAUAAACGACAUCAAGCAUCCACAGCUGUUCUGGGAUAAUUCAGUAACUCACAGCCUCAGCCCCAGGAAGGAGGAGGGCAGAGGGAAGCAAUACAGUCCUUAAGUCACUGCCUGCGUACAGCACAGCAGGAUGAGGCAGUGGUUUGCAAACAAGCACACUCAGAGUCCUGCUGCCUAUUUGACUGUUGCCCACUGAACAUCGAGUUACACAUUUAAUGCAGUUUGCUAAACAAAUUCCUCUGUGUUAUUUCCAUCUCUCUGGGUUCUAUUUAAACUGAUUUCACGGAAACUGUUGAGACUGCAUCCCCUGCCCCCAUUUGCUCUCCUGCAUUCUAAUGAAUGAAAUAUUUUCAGCCCCAAAUAGGGAGAUUAUGAUCCCUGAGCUGCUGCUGUGCAUGAGCUUUGGUUGCGCAGCAGCCCUCAAGCCCAGCUGCCUCUCAGCUCAGUUUAGGAGGCCUGGUGACUACAUCAUUGGAGGCCUGUUCCCUUUUGGGAUGGACACCAUCAACCUGACAGCACGAACAGAGCCCACCUUAAUUGUGUGUGAAAGGUUAUUUGUAGAUGGGCUGAUAUGGGCCCUUGGGAUGAAGUUUGCUAUUGAUGAGAUCAACAACUCCACGUCACUUCUGCCAGGAGUGGAGCUGGGCUACGACAUCUACGACACCUGCUUUGAGCCCCUGGCAGCCCUACAGCCCAGCUUGCUGUUUGUGACCCAAAAUGGCACAACAGACAUUGGCAUAGCAUGCGACUACUCCGACUACCAGCCUCGUGUCACUGCUGUGAUCGGACCACAUAAGUCAGAUCUCUGCCUGCUGACAGCCAAACUAUUCAGCUUCUUCCUGAUUCCACAGGUCAGCUACGGGGCCAGCAGUGAGAAGCUUAGCAACAAGGAGCUGUACCCAUCCUUUUACCGAACUGUUCCCAGUGACAAGAACUUGGUGGAAGCUGUGGUCCUUCUGCUGAACGAGUUUGGAUGGAACUGGAUCGCCACCAUUGGAAGCGAUGAUGAAUACGGCCGAGGAGCCCAGGAGCUGUUCUUAAGCACAAUUGGAAAUGGCAGCAUCUGCAUUGCUUACGAGGGCCUAAUUCCUUCAGACCUCACAGACCCCAAGGCUGAGAAACAACUGGAAGAGACCAUUCAGAACAUUAACAAGACCAAUGUCAACAUUAUUAUCCUUUUUGCCUUUCAACAGCCAGCUCAGGCUCUGCUGGAACAGAGCAUCAAGAUGGGACUAAGCAAGAAGGUCUGGAUUGGCACUGAAGCUUGGUUGUUGUCUGACAUAGCUGCCUCCAUCCCAAACAUUCAGAGCAUUGGGACAGUCUUAGGCUUCAUUAUGAAAGCAAGCACUGUCCCUGGCUUCCAGAAAUAUGUUGCCAACCUUUUCAGCUCUGUUCAGCAGGAUGAAUUUUGCCAGAAGUCCAGAGAAUUCUAUUGCCACGUGAGCUCUGACAUGCUGGGCACACAAUGCAAACAGUGCGACCACAUCUCCCUGCACGACAUCUCCUCCAUCCUAAGCCACUCCCAAAUACAACCAGUGUACAUCGCAGUCUACAGCGUGGCUUAUGCACUGCACAGAGUGCUGGGGUGCACCCACCAAGUGUGUCCCAAAGCAUCCAUCAGAUCUUGGCAGCUGCUGCACUUCAUGAAUACUGUCCCAUUCACGGUGAAUGGCCAAAGUUUCAGGUUUGAUGAAUCCCAUGGCACAAACACUGGCUACAAGCUUAUAUUCUGGCACUGGGAAAAUGGCAGCCUCACACGUCUGCCUGUGGGAGACUAUCAAGAGUCCUUGUACCUCAAUAAGUCCCUGAUUCAAUUUCACACUACAGAUCAAAAGGAGCCCACAUCAGAAUGCUUCAGAGAGUGUGAACCAGGGCAAAUCAGACAGAUCAAAGGGUUCCACUUCUGCUGCUAUGACUGCACAGACUGCCCAGAAAACACCUUCUGCAGUUCUAAAGGUGAGGUUUGAGAAAUGCAAUGCCUUUACCUGCUUGUAUUGUGUCUAUCUACCCCUUAAAGUCACACAGGUUCACAGAGCUGAUAAGGACCUGCUGCAGGCUCCUCCUCCAGGAAGCACUGUGAGGGCAGAAAGUUUCUCUCCAUUCUGUUCUGCUGCACAAUGCCCAGUCUUGCUGUACAGGUAUUCAGUGCUGGACUUUCCUCUGAUGAUCCCUCAUCGAAUGUGCAAGGACAAGGUGUAUGCUCUGAGGUAGGAGAGGAGAACUGAUGGAAUUCUGAGGUCUUAGCUAGAAGACAAGCCUAUGAUGGAAUUCUGGGAUCUGGUGGAUGCUGGUGAUCCUUCCUGGGAUGAGAAACAAAACCAAGAAAUAACGUGGCAACUUUUGGAGGGAAGGUAGUGAAGGAGAGAGG
Molecule: messenger RNA, 2426 nt
Organism: Meleagris gallopavo (turkey)
Lineage: Eukaryota; Metazoa; Chordata; Aves; Galliformes; Phasianidae
Source: RefSeq, a predicted model, not a curated record